AUGAGCGGAGCCAUUCCUGACGAGUUUGACAUUAUUGUCUGUGGCGGUGGCAGCUGCGGCUGCGUCGUUGCUGGACGACUUGCCAACUUGGACCACAACCUCAAGGUCCUGCUCAUCGAAAAUGGCGAGAGCAACCUCAACAACCCGUGGGUCUUCCGGCCCGGUAUCUACCCCCGGAAUAUGAAGCUCGACUCGAAAACGGCCACGUUCUACGAGUCCAGGCCCUCGGCACAUCUGGCUGGUCGAUCCGCCAUUGUACCCUGCGCCAACAUUCUGGGUGGAGGAUCCUCGAUUAACUUUAUGAUGUACACCCGUGCUUCAGCCUCGGACUACGACGAUUUCCAGGCCAAGGGAUGGUCCACAAAGGAGCUUCUGCCUCUCAUGAAGAAACACGAAACGUAUCAGAGAGCCUCUCACAAUCGGGACACUCACGGGUUUGACGGGCCUAUUAAGGUUUCGUUCGGCAACUACACUUACCCGAUCAAGGAUGACUUCCUCCGCGCGGCCUCAUCCCAGGGUAUCCCUGUGGUAGAUGACCUUCAGGAUCUGACCACUGGUCAUGGAGCUGAGCAUUGGCUCAAGUGGAUUAACCGCGACACUGGCCGCCGCAGCGACAGUGCCCACGCGUACAUCCACGCAACUCGCGCCAAGCACUCCAACCUCUACCUUGCCUGCAACACAAAGGUCGACAAGGUCAUCAUUGAGAAUGGCCGAGCCGUCGCCGUUCACACGGUACCGAGCAAGCCGCUUGACGCCAACGAGCUCAAGGGACGCACAUUUAGAGCCCGCAAGCAGAUCGUUGUCUCCGGCGGAACUCUAUCGUCUCCUCUCAUCCUCCAGCGCUCCGGUAUUGGUAACCCCGAGAAGCUUCGCCGCGCUGGUGUCGAGCCUAUUGUCGACCUCCCCGGUGUUGGUCUCAAUUUCCAGGACCAUUACCUGACCUUCUCGACCUACCGCGCGAAGCCUGGCACUGAGAGCUUCGAUGACUUUGUUCGUGGUGACCCCGAGGUCCAGAAGCGCGUAUUUGACGAGUGGAACAUCAAGGGCACUGGUCCGCUGGCCACCAAUGGCAUUGAGGCCGGUGUCAAGAUCCGCCCUACCCCCGAGGAGCUCAAGGAAUUUGAGCGAUGGCCGACCCCUCACUUCAAGGACGGCUGGAAAUCGUACUUUCAGAACAAGCCCGACAAGCCCGUGAUGCACUACUCAGUCAUCGCUGGCUGGUUCGGCGACCACAUGGUCAUGCCUCCCGGCAACUUCUUCACCAUGUUCCACUUCCUCGAGUACCCCUUCUCCCGCGGGUCUACGCACAUCGUCUCGCCCGACCCUUACGACGCGCCCGACUUCGACGCCGGCUUUAUGAACGAUGAGCGCGACAUGGUCCCCAUGGUAUGGGGCUACAUCAAGUCACGCGAGACGGCCCGCCGCAUGGAUGCCUACGCCGGUGAGGUCGCCAACAUGCACCCCUUCUUCUCGUUCGACUCGGACGCGCGCGCCAGAGACCUCAACCUUGUCGACACCAACAAGUACGCCCUGCCCGGAAACCUCACCGCGGGUAUCCAGCAUGGCAGCUGGACCCAGCCGCUUAACGAGGCCGAGAGGAAGGCCGACCUCAAGAAGACCCUGUCGGCUCACCGCGUCGACGUCCGUGAGCCGCUCAAGUACACCGACGAGGACAUCAAGGCCGUUGAGGAAUGGGUCAAGCGCCACGUCGAGACCACUUGGCACAGUCUCGGAACCUGCUCCAUGGCUCCUAAGGAGGGCAACAGCAUCGUCAAGCAUGGCGUUCUGGACGAGCGCCUGAACGUGCACGGCGUCAAGGGCCUCAAGGUCGCCGACCUUUCCAUCUGCCCUGACAACGUCGGCUGCAACACAUACUCGACCGCCUUGCUUAUCGGCGAGAAGGCCGCUAUGCUCGUCGCCGAGGACCUCGGGUACUCCGGCGAGGCCCUCGAAAUGAAGGUGCCCACGUACCACGCCCCGGGAGAGUUCGUGCUUCACUCUCGCCUCUAA
Messenger RNA from Colletotrichum spaethianum, 2010 nucleotides. Its product is annotated as alcohol oxidase 1. NCBI's taxonomy places the organism in Eukaryota, Fungi, Ascomycota, Sordariomycetes, Glomerellales, Glomerellaceae. Gene Ontology annotation, molecular function: flavin adenine dinucleotide binding; oxidoreductase activity, acting on CH-OH group of donors. Bases 1 to 2010 code for a protein of 669 amino acids. The transcript is spliced from 10 exons. The record is from RefSeq and is a predicted model, not a curated record.